UUCCCCGCCCCUCCGUGUGGUCCGAACUGGGGCGCGUUUUGCGUUGCGACUGAACGCGAAAAAGAAAAGAGGCUUUUUCGACAGGGAUGUGGGUCAACCCCGAGGAAGUGCUGCUGGCCAACGCGCUCUGGGUGACGGAGAGAGCCAACCCCUACUUCGUGCUGCAGAGGAGGAAAGGGCAUGGAGACGGGUCGGGAGGGGGCCUGGCCGGCUUGCUUGUCGGGACACUUGAUGUUGUGUUGGACUCCAGUGCUCGAGUGGCACCUUAUAGAAUCCUUUAUCAGAGUCCUGAUUCUGUAGUCUAUUGGGCAGUUGCUUGUGGUGGCUCGAGGAAGGAAAUUACUGAACACUGGGAAUGGCUAGAGCAGAAUCUUCUGCAGACACUUUCAAUCUUUGAAAAUGAAAAUGAUAUCACUACAUUUGUAAAGGGUAAAAUACAGGGUAUAAUUGCAGAGUACAAUAAAAAUAAUGAUAUAAAGGAGGAUGACGACACAAAUAAAUUUAAGGAAGCUAUAUUGAAGUUCCGCAAACUAUUUGGGAUGCCGGAAGAAGAGAAGUUGGUUAACUACUAUUCUUGCAGUUAUUGGAAGGGACGGGUUCCUCGACAGGGUUGGAUGUAUCUCAGCAUUAACCACCUUUGCUUUUAUUCGUUUUUGUUGGGUAAAGAAGCCAAGUUAGUGAUCCGAUGGGCAGACAUUGUUCAACUAGAAAAGAAUACCACACUACUCUUUCCUGAAAUGAUCAAAGUGAGCACGAGGUGCAGUGACUAUAUUUUCUCUGUCUUCCUUAAUAUUGGCGAUACAUUUAAAUUGAUGGAACAACUUGCCAACAUUGCCAUGAGGCAACUUCUUGAUAAUGAAGGUUUUGAAGAAGACAAAUCACUCCCAAAAUUGAAGAAGAAAUCUCCCCAAAAAGUGUCUGUUUUAAAACGGGAUCUUGAUGCUAGAGCAAAGAGUGAGAGAUACAGGGCGUUGUUCCGACUACCUAAAGAUGAACGAUUGGAUGGACACACAGACUGCACACUUUGGACACCAUUUAGUAAGAUGCACGUUGUGGGUCAGAUGUUUGUUUCUACCAAUUAUAUCUGCUUCACCAGUAAGGAGGAAAACCUUUGCAGUCUUAUCAUUCCUUUAAGAGAGGUCACAAUAGUGGAAAAAGCCGACAGUUCCAGUGUGCUUCCCAGCCCUUUGUCCAUCAGCACCAAGAACAGGAUGACUUUCUUUUUUGCCAAUCUUAAGGACAGGGACUUUCUGGUGCAAAGAAUUUCAGACUUUCUUCAGCAAACAACAUCAAAAAAUUAUUUUGACAAGGAAAUUGUUGGAAGCAAUAGUUGUGACGAUGAGGUAUUUUCAAGACAAAGCAGCAUAAUUUCAGGCAGUCCACAGAGAAGCCUCAGUUCAACUUCAGACACAGAUGGAGAGCGCCAGUUCAAUCAAAAUGGGAACAGUGUUCCAACAGCCACACAAACGCUUAUGACAAUGUACCGUCGUAGGUCGCCAGAGGAAUUUAAUCCCAAAGUGGCUAAGGAAUUAAUGAAGGAGCAGUCCUGGAAAAUGCACUUUGCAGAAUAUGGCCGUGGAGUGUGCAUGUAUCGUACUGAGAAGACUCAGGAGCUUGUACUGAAAGGAAUUCCAGAGAGAAUGAGGGGUGAACUCUGGCUGCUGUUCUCAGGAGCCAUAAAUGAAAUGGCUACCCACCCUGGAUACUACUCUGAGUUGGUGGAGAAAUCAAUGGGAAAGUAUAAUCUUGCUACAGAAGAAAUCGAGAGGGACUUGCACCGUUCACUGCCUGAGCACCCUGCAUUCCAGAAUGAGAUGGGGAUUGGUGCUCUCAGAAGAGUCCUCACUGCAUAUGCUUUCCGAAACCCCAACAUAGGAUAUUGCCAAGCAAUGAACAUUGUCACCUCAGUACUGCUACUAUAUGCAAAAGAGGAAGAAGCAUUCUGGUUGCUGGUUGCACUCUGUGAACGGAUGCUGCCAGAUUACUACAACACUAGAGUGGUUGGAGCAUUGGUAGAUCAAGGUGUGUUUGAGGAGCUUACGCGGGAUUAUGUACCUCAGCUCUAUGACUGUAUGCAAGAUUUGGGUGUCAUCUCCACGAUCUCGCUCUCCUGGUUCCUCACUAUCUUCCUCAGUGUAAUGCCUUUUGAAAGUGCUGUAGUUGUUGUGGACUGUUUCUUUUUCGAGGGAAUCAAAGUGAUCUUUCAACUUGCUCUUGCUGUACUGGAUGCUAACAUUCACAAGCUUUUGUAUUGUAAGGAUGAUGGAGAAGCCAUGACUAUACUUGGAAAAUAUUUGGACAGUGUGACAAACAAGGACAGCACAUUACCACCGAUCCCUCAUCUACAUUCUCUUCUCAGUGAUGACGGAGAUCCAUACCCUGAGGUUGAUAUUUUCAAAAUAAUCAAAACCUCCUAUGAUAAAUUUGGUACCAUCAGAGCCGAUGUGAUUGAACAGAUGCGUUUUAAACAGCGACUAAGAGUGAUUCAGACUCUCGAAGAUACCACAAAACGCAAUGUGGUUCGAGCUAUUGUGACAGACACUGCAUUCACCAUAGAUGAGCUGGAAGAACUUUAUGUCCUUUUUAAAGCAGAGCAUCUCACCAGUUGCUAUUGGGGUGGAAACAGUAAUGCUACUGAAAGGCAUGAUCCUAGUCUGCCUUAUCUUGAACAGUACCGCAUUGAUUUUGAACAGUUCAAGGAAUUGUUUGGACUUCUUUUUCCCUGGUCGUGUGGUGCCCAUUCGGAUGUAUUAGCUGGCCGCUUAUUUCGACUACUCGAUGAGAACGGAGACUCUCUCAUCAACUUCAAAGAAUUUGUUACAGGAUUAAGUACAAUGUGUCAUGGAGAUCUUGUGGAAAAGCUGAAACUGCUGUAUAAAGUGCACGUACUUCCUGAGCCAGUUUUUCCUGACCAUGGAGACCCUGACUCAGCAUUUGAAGCUACCCAAUACUUCUUUGAAGAUAUGACACCAGAAACUGUUCACGUUACAGAAAUGGAAUCAAAGUCUAAAGGUGAAACAGAAGAUGGCUUUGUCACUGUAAAUCUCAGAAACGAAAAAGCAGAGAAGAGGCCAAACUCGCAUGAUUAUCGGCAUUACAUCAGGAUGUGGGCACAAGAAAGGGAGACCAAGUUACAAAAUAUCAAAGACCUGCCGAAACUGAAUCAAGAACAGUUCAUUGAACUAUGUCGGACACUGUACAACAUGUUCAGUGAAGAUGCAAAUGAACAAGAACUGUAUCAUGCGACUGCAGCUGUAACUAGUUUACUGCUGGAGAUUGGGGAAGUGGGAAAACAGUUCAUCUGUCAAUCAUCCCAAGAACCAGGAAGCAGUCAUGAGAUUAAAAGGAAAAUGUACCAGAAAAAGGAGAAUGAGUCAUUACAUUGUGGACAGGGUGAUUCCUUCUGUCCCAUCCUAAGUGAAGUGGAUGGUGGAAAGAAGGCUUGCAGUGAGAUGCAUGAUAUUAAAUUGGAUGACAGUUCACCAAAAGACAAUGGAGUAGCUUCAGUGAUGCUGAUUUCAGAUGAUGAGACUAAAGAUGAUACUUCAAUGUCCUCAUACUCAGUGCUGAGUGCUGAAUCUAGUGAGGAUGAUAAAUUACAGUGUGAGGAUAUCACAGAGGACACAGUGCUGGUGUGCAAUAACCAUGAGACCCCUCUUCCAAAGAGUGGUAGCAUUGACAAAGCCUGGGCUAUCACCUUUGAGCAGUGUUUGGCUUCCGUUCUAACAGAGACAGCACUGGUCAGACACUUUGAGAAACCUUCUGUAAUGAUGGCUGUAAUUACAAAUGCUAAGAAUAUCAGAAUGAUGGGAAAACCGAUCAUCUCGGCAAGUGACUACGAGAUCUCCACAAUCUCAGGAUGAAGAGGGUGUUGCUGUACAGUCAGUAGAUUGUGUGAACUGAAGUCCUAUAACUCUUGACAUCAUAUAGGCCAAUAUAAUGUUUAGUAAACUAUUUGUGUACAUUAGUUUCAGAAAACUGUCUCCUGUAACGUAUCUCUUAGUACUGUAAAUUAUAAGCAACAUUUAAAAUGGGUGAAUAUUUUCCACCUAAUGUGCCCCCUGUUGCAUAUUACUGAGCAUAUCAAUUUAAUUAAGACUAUUACUCUAUAGAAACCUGGAGCACCUGCACUUUGAUUCUGUUUCUUUGUAAACCAGUUCAACUAUGUCUCUUUUGUUAUUAAUCAUUUGUGGCCAGUGAUUUACUGUGACGACUUUGACUUUAUUUAUAUAUUGACCAAUGUCUCUCUUACUGAAACCAUUCCUGGAAAUUUCAUUUUUAUACUAGAUGCAGAACCAAUGCAACUUCUAACUUUUGUUUCCAAACUGAAGCUGCUGUUUUGAAUUGGUUUCUUUUCCUUUUUUAAAGAUUCUUAGGGAUGUUGCUGUUACCCUUAAGAUGAAAAAAAUGGUGUAUAGAAUAAAAUUCAUUCCCCAUAUACAAA
Messenger RNA from Callorhinchus milii (elephant shark), 4444 nucleotides. It is a transcript of the gene tbc1d9, whose product is annotated as TBC1 domain family, member 9 (with GRAM domain). The coding region runs from base 87 to 3863 and encodes 1258 amino acids. NCBI's taxonomy places the organism in Eukaryota, Metazoa, Chordata, Chondrichthyes, Chimaeriformes, Callorhinchidae. The transcript has 22 exons. Gene Ontology annotation, molecular function: calcium ion binding. The record is from RefSeq and is a predicted model, not a curated record.